AUUGGGAUUUAGCCUGUUAGGCUUAAGGGCACCCUCCAUACUUGACACCCGUUGUGUACGUAUCGUACGCUCAUAUCGCUCGGCGCCAAGACUUGGGCCUUCCAAACAGGAAGUCGCGACUGUCCUGCGGCAUCUCCGGGCCGACUUGCUGCUGGAACUUGGAACUGCAACUGUUACCCCCGACCUCCUACCAAGUGAAUGUCAAGUGUCUGCAUCAUCACUGCAGCCCCCAAGGAUUUGGUGGACAACCAUAUCGGCUUCCAGGGUCCCUGAUCAUGAGCUAGGCCUGUACCCAUGGGCUUCCUCUCCGCUUUGUCAACGUUCGCCUCCAUCGCCCUCGUAUAUCCCGUUUAUUAUGUAGCGUUUUGCGCAUACUUUCUCCUAAGCCUUGUGGCCUCUCCUUUUGUAUACCUGGGCUCGUUAUGUCUGUGGCUGGUUCUCUUGCCAGUAAAGAUCGUGCUCAGCCUCAAAGCGCUCUUAAUCUAUCUCGGGGUGGCUUCACUGGCUGGUGCUGGUGCGGCUUUGUUGCUAUACUCAAUAACGACCCUGGCUAUUGAUGCAUUAUUGAGUCGCGUUUCAAGCCCUCCAACUGUUGCCCGCCUCAAACCCAGGCCGGCGCAUCGUGCAAUCGAGGGUAUCAAGCGCGAACCCUCCAAUGGCUUUGCGGAAAGCGAUGACUUAUUAGCUAAUUGGGGCUGGAGUAUAGGCGCCAAUCCCCUGAAGAAGAGUGGAUUGGUGUCUGAAACGAUCUUGGAAGAAGAGAGCCAGGGUUCUGAGAUCUGAAUAGCAUCUUACACCCCCCGAUCUUACACCCCCCGCCAGCGUGUGGACUGAUCCGAAAAUUUAAGGACAUCAUAUAAGUCCCUCGAAUCAUCUCUUCUACGGUAGUAAAAUAGAUAAUGAAUAAUGG
Aspergillus versicolor CBS 583.65 is the source of this 910-nucleotide messenger RNA. RefSeq lists its product as uncharacterized. The transcript has 2 exons. The record is from RefSeq and is a predicted model, not a curated record. The coding region runs from base 295 to 783 and encodes 162 amino acids. Lineage: Eukaryota; Fungi; Ascomycota; Eurotiomycetes; Eurotiales; Aspergillaceae.